Messenger RNA from Doryrhamphus excisus (bluestripe pipefish), 3930 nucleotides. RefSeq names its product AF4/FMR2 family, member 1 (gene aff1). NCBI's taxonomy places the organism in Eukaryota, Metazoa, Chordata, Actinopteri, Syngnathiformes, Syngnathidae. Gene Ontology annotation, biological process: regulation of gene expression. The record is from RefSeq and is a predicted model, not a curated record. Gene Ontology annotation, cellular component: nucleus; super elongation complex.
GUCCCCUAAUGGCGGUAUGGAGUGGAACAGCCCAGUGGGCAGCGAGUGGACGACCCAAACACUGGAAGCAAAGCAACGACUACCGAACAACAUCACCGGCGUGACAGUCCAUUUGUUGGACAUUUUGUUCUCGCCGGUAAACGAUGUGACCGAGCCGACUGAGAGUUGUGCGGCCACUGUCAGGAACACAUGACAACCGAUCGCCGGAGAGAGAGAGCGGCUGCGCCAUGGCAUCCCAGCCGAGUUUAUAUGAUGAAGAGAGGAAUCGUCUCCGCCUCCAAGCUUGGGAACAGAGGAACCAAGAAACGAGCCAAGUCAAAGAACUCAGCACUGAGAGUGUCCCACUUUUUGGGGUGCCAUACAAAACAAACAAAGGUGAUGAGCUUUCUGACAGGAUCCAGAGGAUGUUGGGCAGCUAUGAAGACGUCAACAAUCCCUCUGAUCCUUCAGUUUACGUAAUCUUCACGCAGCCCAGCUCCGAAAAGCCCGGCAAACCUCCCGUCCAAGAUCAGACCCAUCACAUAUCCAGCCAAACCAAUGCGAUCCCCUCAAGUAACAGUUACCCCUUACAGGUCGGAACCGACGCCACUACUGCCCCUCCCUCUCCAAACCACCAUAGAGACUCAGUGAUGUUGCCGAAGGCUUCACUGGACCAUCCAAUAGGCCAAAAGAGGAAGGAUGAGGCUUUUUCAGAUCUCAGGGAGCACCCUAGCACUCUUCAGGAAAGGUCCGCUCAGUUUCCGGAUGUCAAGCCAUUACCUUUCCUACAUUCCAAUGAUCCCAACGGCGCCCUCGCUAAAGACACCUUUGAUUCGCAUCAAGCAUCCACAGAAGCCCCAGCCGCUGCCACCACCAUGGAUGUUUCCACAUUUAACCUCAAGCAGUCGCCAGCAGAUGCUUCCCAGAUGCAUCAGCCUGGCAAAAGCGGUAACUCCCUCCUCUCACAGAACUUCCCUCCGCUUUCCUCAUCCAAGCAGCCCAGCGUAGCCAUGACCCAGAAGCCGACGGCGUAUGUGCGGCCCAUGGACGGUCAGGACCAGGUGCUCAGUGGGUCGCCCAAGUUGAAGCCUUCACCUGAGCGGUACGUUCCACUGCAGGAGAUCCAUAAAGCCGACCAUGGCAAGACCAAAGCGUUGCCCCAAUAUUUGGAGACGAGGGCAAAUGAAGCACUGCGUGUUGAAGACAUCUUGAAGGAGAUGACUCACUCCUGGCCUCCCCUUUUGACAGCCAUACACAUCCCGAACACCGACGCACCCCCAGUCAAGGAAGCAGAGCAAGUCUCUUCAUGUCCGGGGCAGAAAAGCCAUUCCCUGUCUUCUGGAGAUCCCUCCCAUCUCAACGAGCAAAGCUCCUCACUUCCGCGCAAAGAAGCUCAAUCCAGCGGUGUGGAAUCUGCAAGUUCCAGCGACUCGGACAGUAGCUCCAGAUCCGAGUCUGACAGUGAGGAACCUUGCAGACUGCCUCUGAGCAGCUCCAAAACCGAGCCUGAUGCAGCAGCGGCGGCAUCCCAUGGCAACUGGCAGUUGGGGAACUGGAUCCGCUCCAGUCAACAGAACUCGGGCCAUGAAAGCCAAAGUUGCGCAAAUGUCUGCGAGAGUCCCGCUCACAAACCGCCGCACUCCCUUCAAAGUUCCACACACUCAACUGUGGAGACGACCGACCCCGUCUGUGAGCCGAAACCUCCAAAGGAUUUUGAUGGAAACCUUCCCAAAGUACAGCCGUGCGUCCAGAGUUCUCAGGAGAGUUUAUGCCAAAACUCCGUAGCCGAUGUGAAUGGUUGUACCAGCUCCAAGAAACAUUCAGGCGCUGCGCACAAACCAGCGAAGGAUCGCAACGUAAAAUGUGAGGACGCCGUGGUACUCCCUAUCUCAGACAAACCCAAGGUCAAAACGAAAAUGGGACGUUACAAAAAAAGCAGUGACUCUAAAAGCAGCAGUGAGAGGACUUUAAAAGCACCAGGCACACAGGCGACCGAACCCAAUCACAGGCUUGAGGUGGUCCAGGUCCAACGUGAUGGCCAUUGUCCAUCUUGUGGAACCAGACACCCCGACCCCUGCUCUUGCCGCCCGCAAAGUCCGGCCCGUCCCUUCCAACCUUCUCCUGCCCCAGCAAUGAGAACUAGUAGUAGCAAAGCCAGCGUAGAAGCCAUCUGUGAUAAAGAGGCCAAAAUGAUUCCCAAAGCUCCGCCCUCCAUAACCCACAAGUCCUGCAAGAAGUCUGGACACGAUCCCAAGCCUUCUUUGAAUGUCCACAACAGACCUGUUACAUCCCUGCUGGUAAAGAUCGACCUAAGUCUGCUUUCUAGAGUUCCCCAGGUGACACCCAAGAAUGCAGAGAGAACUUUGCACACAUCCGAACGCAAGACGGAGGCACGCAAACACCCUAAAGCCAGCAAGAAAAGUUUACCUCACAAUGUGGAGUUGGACGACAAAACUCUUCCCAGGAAGAAGCGGAAGCUGGAAAAAAAGAUGACCUCAUCCAACAAGGAGUCCUCGGUCAAAGUGGAAGGUUGCAGCACCCAAUCCGUGGAGCAGAAGGAAAAGAAGGCUAAGAAAAACAGUUUGCAUUUGCGGCCGCCCCCAAAAGCCAAAGACGCCCGUAAAGACUCCAAAGUACUCAAAGUGUCUGGCGUAGAGACUCGCAAGGACGCCCCGAAGAGCAAAGACUCAUGCAAGCACAAGAGCAGCCGAACAAAGCACACGCCACAGCAGAAGAAGCCAUCUAUACAGGCCCCCAAGCAACGACCCCCCAGGCCCCUGCUCCAGUCUGAGGACAGGAAGUAUCCAGUGAAGCACUACAUCAAGGAGGCCAAAAGGCUGAAGCACAAAGCGGAUUCAGAGUCGGAUAAGCUCAGCAAAGCCUUCAACUACCUUGACGCCGCCAUGUUUUUUGUGGAGAGCGGCAUCGCCAUGGAAAAGGACCCCCGGAUAUCGACGUCUUCCUACACCAUGUUUGCGGAGACCGUGGAGCUCCUCAAGUUCGUGCUGAAACUUAAAAACUCAUCGGACCCAUGUGCCCCACCCUCAGAGAAGGACUUUGUGGCAUUAUGUUUGAAGUGCCAGGCUCUCCUGCAGAUGGCGAUGUUUCGCCACAAGCACAAAACUGCGCUCAAGUACUCCAAGACGCUGACUGACCACUUCAACAACUCCACACUUGACGUCUCCGUCUGCACCACAAAAGGUCCAGACACCCCGUCGUCCCCCAUGGCCAGCAUCCCUUCCCCAGCCUGCGGCGCCAACAAACACGGUGGGUCGGCAGCGGGGCCCGCCAUGGCGGUCCCUCUCGCAGUCCAGCAGGUGGCGCUGUCCUACGUCAACAUCACGACGUUAGUCCUGAGCGCUCACGACCUCUGGGAGCAGGCGGAAGAGAUGGCGAGCAAAGGAAGCGGGGUUCUCGCAGAGCUGGACGCCCUCGUGGGCCCCGUGAGUCUUACUUCCUGUGUCAGUGCCAUGGUGCGUUACACCAGACAGGGUAUGUUGUGGCUGCGGACGGACAGCCAAAAGAACUAACCAAUGGCUGCUAAGGUACAAACACCCACAACCCCCACCCCCAGUGGGUCACCUGCUGGUGAUGAACUGUAGAGGUCAUAAACUUGAUUAUAUCCCCUAAUUGCACUAAAGCAGGGCUGAAGUCAUAGAAAGCUUUUACAAUCAGGCUACAAUGAUCAUCAUUGGUUUGUACUGCUCGGACACACGUUUAUCAGGAACUUUAGCACCAGAUUGUUUUAUCACAAAUAGUGAGGAACGCUGCAACUAACAUUUCAGUCAAGCACAUGUUUCAUUUUUAAAGCAAAAUCAUGCACGCUUUUUCCUUCUUUCCAAAGUUCUCCUCUUCUUCACGAAUAGGAGAGUUUUGCUCAUCUGGGUGCCAAUCAUGUUUGUCAGGACUUUUUUCUUUUUAUUUAUUGCGGUUUUCCUUUUUUUUUUGUUU